This is a messenger RNA of Aphanomyces astaci, 1794 nucleotides long. RefSeq lists its product as hypothetical. Bases 1 to 1794 code for a protein of 597 amino acids. The transcript has a single exon. The record is from RefSeq and is a predicted model, not a curated record. NCBI's taxonomy places the organism in Eukaryota, Oomycota, Saprolegniomycetes, Saprolegniales, Verrucalvaceae.
AUGACGUCCACCACCUUCCUUUCGGCAUACGCGGUCGGUCUGGCCGCCAUCGCCAACUACGCACAGGCCCACGGUCGGUUGAUUGCCCCGCCACAUCGUGGCUACAUUGGCAAGUUGGCCCAAUUCGCUGGGAUUGUUCCGCCCGACUACGACGACCACAGUCUCAACGCCGGUGGUAUUGCGGCCACGUCUGGCGGCAAAUUCGGCGUGUGCGGCGACUCGUACUCUGGGACCCGGCAGCAUGAAACUGGAGGCACGUACGGGACAUUCCCCACCAAUGGUGCCAAAGCCAUCGGGGCCUGCUACGCUCCGGGGUCCACCGUGGACCUCCAAGUCCAAUUGAUGGCCAACUACAAGGGGUACUUUGAGUUUGGCUUGUGCAAACUGGACACGAAAUACGACAAAGAAUCCAAUGAGUGCUUUCAAACGCUGGCCCAGCCCAGCGGCGAAACGAAAUGGCAAGUGCCCCCAGGCAACGAAGUGUUUACGAUCCAGUCGGUGCUCCCCGCUGGAGUGACUUGCGAAGGCGACGCUCACUGUGUGCUUCGAUGGCAUUAUGUCGAGUGGAACAACACGGAUGUGGGCAUCGACGGCCAAGAACAGUAUUGGAACUGCGCCGACGUGUACAUUAGCAACACGUGUGGUACGGCUCCUGCACCUUGCUCAGUCGACCCCACCUACGCUCCUGCACCUAGCCCUUCCAAACGGACUGGUGCCCCGGUGCCGAUCUCUUCCAAGCCGUCCUCCACUAGCAUCCCCACCAUAUCUACCCGCCCCCAACCCACAUCGCAGGGUUCUUGUGGUACUUGCAACAACUGCUACUAUCCCGGCACGAACGCAUGUUUCAUCGGGUGGUCGGCCGCUCAAUGCGCUCAAGUUGCUGAGUACAAAUGGUGCGGACCGGCUCCUUCGUCUGCCGCCGUCUGCGGCACAUGCACCAACUGCUACUAUCCUGGCUCGAACGCGUGCUUCAUUGGGUGGUCGGCCGCUCAAUGCGCGCAAAAUCCCGCAUUCAACUGGUGCGGCGCCAAUGCAGUAUUACCGAGCACCAGCACCCCCACUACUUCUCCCAGUACCAAGCCCGUCACUCAAACCCCCAGCUAUAAGCCUAUCCCUAUCCAUUGUCCCAGCGCUAAACCCACCACAUCUCCUAUUGCCGCGUCCACGACAACAGCUGCUACUCCAGCACCUCCGUUAACUUAUGGACCUGUGCCAACCACCACCACGUCUACACCUACGGCCGCACCCAUUGCUGCUCCGACUACUGCACCCAAGACGAGUGCGGCCACAUCUGCAUCUACCACGACCACACCUGCCAAUCCGGUGCGGGAUCAAUUGAUCAGUCAACACAACAAAAUCCGAGCCGCCCACGGCAUUGGCCCCGUGACGUGGGACGAUGCGUUGGCGUCCAUAGUACAAGUUUGGGCUAGCGAGUGCCAUGGGUUUGUACAUGGGGAACCCACCGGUGGUGGGCAAAACUUGGCCAUGCAUACCCCCUGUGGCGCCAACACAACUCUCGCUUGUGACAAGGUGUUGGGGGCGUCGUGGGUUUGGUACGACAAAGAAGAAACGUUCUGGAACUACGGCAAAAACAAGUGCAACGGGGCCUGGGCCAAGUGCGGCCACUUCUCCAACAUGAUGAGUCCCGAAGUCAAGUCGAUUGGGUGCGGGUGGUCCUUGUGUGACAACGGCAAUUACGUCUGGUGCAACUACAACAACCCCGGGAUGAACCCCAAGGUGCCCCCCCUUCGUGGCAUCACCAAGCCCCAAUUGAUGGCGAGUUUAACAGUCUAG